This is a messenger RNA of Limanda limanda (common dab), 1635 nucleotides long. RefSeq names its product heat shock factor binding protein 1b (gene hsbp1b). Lineage: Eukaryota; Metazoa; Chordata; Actinopteri; Pleuronectiformes; Pleuronectidae. The transcript is spliced from 4 exons. Bases 113 to 346 code for a protein of 77 amino acids. Gene Ontology annotation, biological process: cellular heat acclimation. Gene Ontology annotation, cellular component: nucleus; cytosol. Gene Ontology annotation, molecular function: transcription corepressor activity. The record is from RefSeq and is a predicted model, not a curated record.
ACAGUGCAGUCAGUGAAGGUGCGACGUUUCGAGCUGUUAGCUUCUUAGUGAGUUAGCCUCCCGAACAUUUUUGACUUUUCAUCAGCGUGUCGGCGCCGAUAAUCUUCACAACAUGGCCGAGACGGACCCCAAGUCUGUGCAGGACCUCACUAACGUGGUCCAGACUCUGCUGCAACAGAUGCAGGACAAGUUCCAGACCAUGUCAGACCAGAUCAUCGGCAGAAUCGAUGAGAUGAGCACACGUAUUGACGACCUGGAGAAGAACAUCGCUGACCUGAUGACCCAGGCGGGUGUGGAAGAGAUCGAGGCACCACCAGAGAAGGCGAAGGAGGGUCCAGGGUCAUAAUGAAGAUAACGAGGUGUGAAGUCGGUCCCGACUCCGGGAGCAGCAGACUUUCUCAUCCCUGGAAAUGACUUCUAUUGAUUUGGUUUGUCGUUGUGUGAAAUGCUUUUUUUUUUUACAUAUAUAUUGAAUAUUGUGAUACACGGUUACAGUUGUGUAAUGACUUGGAAAGCUGAACAUUAUUUGUAGGCUAGAAUAGUGUGACGAGCCCUCUGGAACUUAAAAUGCUCACAUGCAGGAAUGCAACUUUGGAUUUUAGUGUGCCGACUUGGAGGUUUUUUGUUUUUUCCCCCGGCUGCCAUCGUUUGUCGUAGUUAAUUCGGUCCCGUGAGGCGAAGGCCGGCGGGGACAGCUUUGCUCAAGCCUGUGCUGAAGUGUAACCGGCAAGCUGACAGGCCAGUAGAAGCUCCGCCCCCACCAACACGAACAUCUGAAGCCUGCAGUGUUUUACGAGCAGCACUGUUAACGACCAAGAUGUUGGAUGCAUUCCAGUUCUGAUUUUCUUCUAUUAAAGCUAUUUAAUACGACGCUGUUUGUCAUGUAUCACAUAAUAUUUGUCCAGGUGCUUUUUAACUAAUUAACUCUGAGGUGCUCAGUUUGUUUGUUUAUUUUUUCAAGCUGUAUUUUAAGAAGCAAAUUAUCUGGAAUGACAUUGUUGCAUGUUUUGUUUGCUCUACAUAGUUAAUGAUGUAUUGGAAUGACUUAUUAUUACACUAAGGUCUGCUGAGCAACAGGGAUUUAAUCUUCUAUAUCGUAGAAAAUGUUAUGUCACAUUUAUCACGGAUGGAAUUAGAGAUAUUUGUCAAUUGCGCACAAAGGUGGAUUUUUGACAAACUGUAAAUACACUGUCACUGCAUAACAGGAACCUUUAUUCAAAUGAAUGCAAACACAAAAAUGUAAAAACAAAAUGACUAACUAACAUUUUCCAGAAUGAAGUGCCAAAAGUAACAGGAUGGAUGAAUAGCAGUAAACAAAACAUGUCACAAGGAUGGGGCUUGAUCAUGUCACAUGAUCUCAAAGCUCAACAUCAGCAGUCUUUGAACGUACUGAUGCAACAUUAAAGUACUGUAUGUUAUAUAAAGUGAAUGGUUCCUUAAUUGCGUCACAGUUCCAGAAGUUUGAAGUUAGAACUCAAAGUCGCGCUCCGUCAUGUCCAGGGCCCAGGCAAACUUGUCCCGUUGGCUCUUAUUAUAUAUUUUUUCUACAGGUACCUCCAUGUUCUUACUCCUACAACACACAGAGAACAAGACUGUUGAGUAUGCACUGUAAAAUAAACAUUAAUCAACCAAACA